AUGGGGCUGGCGGAAGCUAUAGAGCAUGUCUUGGAGCUCCGAGGGAGCUUAAGAGGAUGCUCCAAAACACCCUGCAACGCUCCCUUCCCACCCAACCAUCCCCUCAUCCCUGACCCAUCAAGCUCUGCUCCUGCUUGCUGUUUCCCUGCCCCUCUUGCACCCACUCGCACAGUCACACCACAGUCUCUCUCUUUCACCUACCCCCUCUCCCCUUACGCCUCCAUUUGCCUGUACCCACCCCCCAUCCCCUUAUCCCCUCCCUUUCCCCUUACCCACCCCCCGUCCUCUUACCCCCUCCCUUUACCCGUACCCAUUUCAGCUUUCCCCUCUGCCGUGACCCGUCCCGCCACUUCUCCCCGUCAAGUCCACGCGGUUACAUCGGAAUGGCUGGGCCUGCGAUGGGCAGGCAUCACCACAGGUGUCCAGCCUGCCGAUGCCUGCGCUGCGCCGCAUCUCGCUGGGAUGAUCACGGACGCUCUCCCUCUGAGCGUGGGCGCACUGAUUGCCAAAGCACUAUCCCUCCACAUGUCCCCCCUCUCCACUACGCGUCCAUCACAGUGGUCCAAUCCGCCUAUCCUGCACCAACCCCCUGCUCUCCCUCCGCCCUCUAGGAGUUGGGGAGGGCCGAAGCUAGAGCAGCUGUUGUCAUUGCGUUCGUGGCGGCUCUCUCCAACUCCUAGAUUUGCUGCGCACCUGCUUCCUCCUAAUCCGACUUCUGCUCCAACCGACUCGUGCCCCUCCAACUGCGACGAAAUAGAUGGCCUGAUGGUUCGGCUUGUGGGACUCGGGGCGAGUGGCAGUGCCGUGAGGCAUGCCAGUGAGGUGAGUCAGAAGCCAGUGUGCAGUUCAAGUGGUGGGAUGCGUUCAUCUAAGGCUGUGGUCCCUCUCAGCCCAGUCUGUGGGUCCACUGCUGUGAGUGAUGGUCUCCUCACCCUCAAUCUCUCCCCACCGGGCUCCGUGUACAGGUACCUCUCUCAUCUCUGGCCUUUCUCGCGCGCGUUCCUUCUUCUCCCCAUGGUGCACUCCCACAUCAUGCGCAUGGCGCAUAAGUGUCCUGGCGAUCCUCCUCCUCACGGGGCUGUGGCGAUCGAUGAGCACCCAUCGCUCUACACCUGCCUUCAUAUCCUUCCUUUUCCGGGCUUAUCCGGGGGAUGA
Closterium sp. Naga37s-1 is the source of this 1155-nucleotide messenger RNA. Lineage: Eukaryota; Viridiplantae; Streptophyta; Zygnematophyceae; Desmidiales; Closteriaceae. The record is from the annotation of a GenBank genome assembly.